This is a messenger RNA of Capsicum annuum, 822 nucleotides long. Its product is annotated as protein WVD2-like 7. The record is from RefSeq and is a predicted model, not a curated record. The transcript has 6 exons. The annotation marks the transcript as partial. NCBI's taxonomy places the organism in Eukaryota, Viridiplantae, Streptophyta, Magnoliopsida, Solanales, Solanaceae.
GUUUCUUCGGGUUCAAAAGCUAAUAUACUUAAUCAACAUAAAAGCACUGAAGAACAACCAAUAGCAAGAAAGGUUGUCGCUUCUCGUGCUUCCUGUACAGAGAAAGUUAGCCAUAAAUUAUAUCAAAGUGUAAAAAGGGAUAAGGAGAGUGUAAAUUCAUGUCAACUAGUCGUGAAACAAAAUGGAUCUAGUUUCCGCUUCAAAAAAGAAGAGUGGGCCAGGAAAAGGAAAGAGUUCUUUAUGAAGCUAGAGGAGAAAGUGCAUGCCAAAGAGGAAGAAACACGUCAUCUCCAAGCGAGAAAACAGGAAAAGAAAGAAGAAGAGAUCAAACAGCUCCCGAGAAAUCUCAAUUUCAAAGAAACUCCCAUACCUGCCUUUUACCGUGAACCUGGCCGCCGCUCAGAAAAAAACAAGGAUGGACAGAGCUGGGAGGAGGCAGGAGCAAGAGCUGCAGAGCUAGCAAGUAAAACUAAAUCACAAAGCAGGCCUUCGACUGCAGCAGGGGCUAGAGCUACUAGUGCAACUGAGAACACUGUUCGUUGUUUAAGGGAAGAAGUUUAUAACAGAUGUUCCACUAAUGAACGUCUAAAUGUGGCCGAUCCACCACAGGUUUUAGAAGUAACUAUUCAUCCUUCAGCAGAGUUAUCAAACAGCAGCGUGCCUUCAGCUGCAACAACAAAAACGUCCAAACAAACCCAAUCAAAUAGAACAGUAGCUCCAAAAAGAGAGCAAGAGAAAAAGCAGGUCGCGAAUUCUCCAAGACCAAGAACAUCAGAUUCUAUCAGGAGGAACAAGGACUUUAAAGCUGAAGACAAAACAAAG